Molecule: messenger RNA, 1083 nt
Organism: Rubroshorea leprosula
Lineage: Eukaryota; Viridiplantae; Streptophyta; Magnoliopsida; Malvales; Dipterocarpaceae
Source: the annotation of a GenBank genome assembly
UUCAAAAAAGCAGUAAACUUUUCUUCAAAUAUUUCUUCUUUGUUCCUAUUUCUAACAUAGUAUCAGAGUGAUAAGCUCAUGGUUCUUUUCUCCUAUCAUCGUUGUUUGGUUUUUGGAGUUGGAUCUUUAAUUCCAUUCCAGAUUUGAAACUUUGUCAUUAGGUUUCCUCUUCCUAUAGAUUGGAUUGUUUAUCCUCGAUUCUUAAGGUCUUUCUAAGAUACAUCUGAUGAACUCUACAAUGCCUGACCGCAUGCUCCACCCAAUUCUAGAAAAGAUGAUCUGCCUGCUGGCACGCUUGGUUGCCAAGGGUUUUACACAAGAGUAUGGAAUAGACUAUGAGGAAACUUUUGCUCCAAUUGCUUGUCUCACAUCUGUGCACAAUUUGCUUGCUAUUGCUGCUAUACAGAAAUGGAAAUUGUUUCAAAUGGAUGUGAAAAAUGCUUUUCUUAAUGGGCUUGAAGUCACCUCUUCCAAUGAUGGUUACUUGCUAUCUCAAGUAAAGUAUGCCUUUGAUCUUGUUUCUAAAGCUGAACUCAAUGAUGAUAAGAGUGUUUCUACACCUCUUGAACCUAUUGUCAAGCUUCCACCUAUGGAUGACUCUCCACUUUUUUAUCCUACUCAAUAUCGGCAAUUGGUUGGUAGUCUAGUUUAUCUUACCAUGACACGCCCUGGUAUAGCAUAUGCAGUUUACAUCGUUAGUCAGUUUAUGGUUGCUCCUCGCUCCACUCAUUAUGCAACAAUACUUCGCAUCAUUCGCUAUGUUAAAGGAACAUUGUUUCAUGAACUCCAUUUUUCUACCAACUCUUCCCCUGUGCUUCGUGCUUACUCUAAUGCUGAUUGGGCUGGUGAUCUUUCAUAUCGUAGAUCUACCACUGGUUAUUGUCUUUUCCUUAGUAAUUCUCUUAUCUCUUAGCAGAGUAAGAAACAAACUAUUCCAUCUUACUCUAGUACUGAAGCUGAGUAUGAAGCUCUCAAUGAUACCACAUCAGAACUUCUUUCAUUACAAUGGCUUCUUGAAGAUAUGGGUAUUCCUCAACUUUCUUCUACUGAUUUAUAUUGUGAUAAUCAAAAUGCUAUGCAAAU